Messenger RNA from Scatophagus argus, 3430 nucleotides. RefSeq names its product TANK-binding kinase 1 (gene tbk1). The transcript is spliced from 21 exons. The record is from RefSeq and is a predicted model, not a curated record. Gene Ontology annotation, molecular function: protein binding; ATP binding; protein serine/threonine kinase activity. Gene Ontology annotation, cellular component: cytoplasm. Gene Ontology annotation, biological process: peptidyl-serine phosphorylation. Bases 296 to 2467 code for a protein of 723 amino acids. Lineage: Eukaryota; Metazoa; Chordata; Actinopteri; Scatophagidae.
GUAAUUCGACCCUCUGUUUUGCAGCACGUUAGUUGUGGGCUAAUGUUAGCUGGUGUCAGUAUUGGCUCGUCACUAAAGCUGCGCUGGUGGACAUAUUUCGAUGUGUUGGUGGGUGAUGGCGGCUGGAUGUUACACAGCAGCCGCAGGGUCCGAUACACUCAUCGAUGUCAAUAAUCUGCUGUAUCAUCGUCACGUCAAGGUGAUUUCUAUCAGCAGGUUUCUGUAGUUUGAGGCCCGAGACGGGAAUUUCCCACCUGCAGACCGCAACGUCACGGGAUCACGUGCAGCCCCCAGGAUGCAGAGCACCACCAACUACCUGUGGCUCAUCUCAGACCUGCUGGGUCAGGGAGCAACGGCCAACGUUUACCGCGGCAGACACAAGAAAACUGGCGACCUGUACGCAGUCAAAGUGUUUAACAACCUGAGUUUUCUGAGGCCGCUCGACGUCCAGAUGAGAGAGUUUGAGGUGCUGAAGAAACUCAACCACAAGAACAUCGUCAAACUGUUCGCUGUGGAGGAGGAGUCCAACACCCGGCACAAGGUCCUGGUGAUGGAGUACUGUCCCUGUGGAAGUCUCUACACGGUUUUAGAGGAGUCGUCCAACGCUUACGGACUUCCUGAGGACGAGUUCCUCAUAGUUCUGCACGAUGUGGUGGCAGGUAUGAACCACCUAAGAGAGUACGGUAUUGUUCACCGGGACAUCAAACCUGGAAACAUCAUGCGGGUGAUCGGCGAGGACGGACGUUCUGUCUAUAAACUGACAGACUUCGGAGCAGCCAGAGAGCUGGAGGACGACGAGCAGUUUGUGUCUCUGUACGGCACAGAGGAAUACCUGCAUCCUGACAUGUACGAGCGAGCCGUGCUGAGAAAAGAUCACCAGAAGAAAUAUGGAGCCACGGUGGAUCUGUGGAGCAUCGGGGUCACGUUCUACCACGCCGCCACCGGCAGCCUCCCGUUCAGACCGUUUGAAGGGCCGCGCAGGAACAAAGAAGUCAUGUAUAAAAUCAUCACAGAGAAGCCCUCUGGGACGAUCUCCGGCCACCAGAAGUGUGAGAAUGGCAAGAUUGAGUGGAGCACGGAGAUGCCGGUGUCCUGCAGUCUGUCCAAGGGUCUUCAGAGCCUCCUGACUCCGGUCCUCGCCAACAUCCUCGAGGCCGAUCAGGAGAAGUGCUGGGGCUUCGACCAGUUCUUCGCCGAGACCAACGACAUUCUGCACCGCACCGUCGUCUACGUGUUCAGCCUGCAGCAGGCCACGCUGCACCACGUCUACAUCCACGAGUACAACACGGCGGCGCUGUUCCAGGAGCUGUUGUCCCGCAGGAGCAGCAUCCCGCUGCACAACCAGGAGCUGCUGUACGAGGGCCGCCGCCUCGCUCUGGACGCCAACCGCCAGGCCAAGACCUUCCCCAAAACCUCCAGAGACAAUCCCAUCAUGCUCGUGAGCCGCGAGUCUGUCGCCACCGUGGGACUCAUCUUUGAAGACCCCAGUCCUCCUAAAGUUCAGCCUCGCUACGAUCUCGACCUGGACGCCAGCUACGCAAAGACGUUUGCAGGUGAUGUCGGACAUUUGUGGAAAACCUCCGAGUCUCUGCUGGUUUAUCAGGAACUGGUGCGGAAAGGAGUUCGAGGACUGAUUGAGCUGAUGAAGGAGGACUACAGUGAGAUUCUGCACAAGAAGUCUGAGGUUUUCCAUCUGUGCAACUACUGCACUCAGAUCCUGGAGAGGACUGAGCAGCUGUUUGAGGUGUUGAUGCAGGCCAACAUGCUGUCCUCAGAAUACGACGAGAUCUCAGACAUGCACAAGAAAAUUCUCAGAAUCUCAGGCUCUUUGGAGCCCAUUGAACGAACAACACAAGACGUCAAGGCCAAAUUCAUCCCAGGAGGCCUGCUGACCGACACCUGGACACAGCAAGUGGGGACACACCCCGAGGACAGGAAUGUGGAGAAAAUCAAAGUGCUGCUGGACGCCAUCACCGCCAUCUACCAACAGUUCAAGAAGGACAAAGCAGAGAGACGUCUGCCGUACAACGAAGAACAGAUCCAUAAAUUUGACAAACAGAAGUUGGUCCUUCAUGCCAGUAAAGCCAGAUCUUUGUUCACAGAGGAGUGUGCCAUGAAAUAUCGGCUCUUCAUCUCCAAGAGUGAAGAGUGGAUGAGGAAGGUUCAUCACGUGAGGAAGCAGCUGCUCAGUCUGUCCGGUCAGCUGAUCAGCAUCGAGAAGGAGGUGACCAUGCUGAUGGAGCGAGCUAUCAAGCUGCAGGAACAGCUGCCUCAGAAGGUUCUUCCUCUGGUGUCCAGUGGGAUGAAGUCUCAGGCCUACUUGAGUCAGAACACACUGGUGGAGAUGACGCUGGGGAUGAAGAAGCUGAAGGAGGAGAUGGAGGGAGUCGUCAAGGAGCUGGCUGAGAACAACCACUUCUUAGAGAGAUUCGGGACUCUGACGCUGGACGGAGGCCUGAGGGGUUAAGACUCGGCGUUUGUCCCCCGAAGCUUCCUGUAAAUACUCUGUGUUUAUCUUGUAAAUAACGUGAGACUGUAAGACGAAGCUUUUUGUAUGAACGGUUCUUCAUUCGGAUCGGAUCAGACCAGUCGGCGGGAUCCGGUCACCGACGUGUUGACGUACCGACUGCAGCAGAAACGCUUUCAGAAGGUUUCACCUGAUGACAAGUGAAGGAGCUCAGGCAACAAUCAUUAAAGGGACAGUUCACCCCCUAAAUCAAAACCAAACUCGUUUCCUCUGCUGUGGUGGAGUUUUGUCUUGUCCGCUGUAGACACGCCUGCUUUCUCUACAGUAUGAUGGAAUCAGACGGCACAAAGGAACUAUUUUCUUAGUGUAUCACUGCACAGAAGGUGCGAAUAGACACACUCUUGCUUGUGCGCGGUGAUACACAAAGAAAGUAGUUCCUUUGUGCCAUCUGGACACCUUUAGAACUCUGCAGCUCAGACCAGAACUGUCCGGAUGGAUGAGCUGCUCUACAGGGCAAAGGAGGAACCAACGUACUUUUGAUUUAGGGGUGAACUGUUCCUUUAAAGUACAUGUGAAAACACAGCAGACACCUGAUAGUGAAAUGAGAGGCUUAAAAUGUUGAGGAUUUUUAAAAUCAUUUUGAACUGAAUGUUGUUUUACUCGUUAAACAGUGAACAAAAUGCAUUCAUAAAAUCUAAUCCAUUCAAAUAAAUUUAAAAUUGAGGUAAGUUUUCUUGUCAUGUUAUUUUGUAAGUAUUAACAAAUAUUUUUUCCUCCCUUAAUUAAAACUAAACUGAUAAAUUCAUCAAUCCCUGUGGAAUAUCAUAAUGCUAAAUUUAAACAGAAAUCAUCAUGAUUCCUUUGUAGGUGAAGAAACUUCAGAAGCUUCAGUUCAUUAUCAGUGUUUACUUGUCGGGUAUUUAGAACACACUUCACGUGUUAAUGGGGAUUUUUAAGGAUCUU